AUGAGUUUUCAAACCCCCGCCGCCGCUAAGGGGGUUGAUGAUUAUUUCAACCCUCAUGGAGGAUCCUAUUUUGAUGACCCCAAACCUGAUCCUGAAUCAGGAUCUUAUUUUGACGACCUCGAUCUCGACCUCGACUACGACGACGACGACGACGGCAAUGACGACCUCGACCCCAACCCCGACUCUGAUGAUGAGCCUGACCCCGACUCCAAUGAUGACCCCAACCCUUACUCCGAUGAUGAUCCUGACUCCGAAUUUGUCUCUAAUUCAGACCCAGAUCCCGACUUCGACUCCGACUCCGACUCCGGCCCUGACUCAGGCUCAUAUCCCGAUCUGGAUUCUUAUUAA
Prunus avium (sweet cherry) is the source of this 348-nucleotide messenger RNA. The record is from RefSeq and is a predicted model, not a curated record. Lineage: Eukaryota; Viridiplantae; Streptophyta; Magnoliopsida; Rosales; Rosaceae.